ACGAAACCUUCAAUAUUGAAUAUCCCCUAGAAGUAUCUUAUAGCAUCUUAUAUGAAUGCCGAGCUGUCUGUUAUGAGCAUGCAUCAGUUUUUUUGGGUUACUUCAUUCAGCUUUCAAUCCUUCCAAGCCUUCACCAUAUUGAAACCACAUUCAUGGCUAAGAACGGGGAUUUCUCGGCAGAGGCUGAUGCGGCGUUCUUUGCAUCCUACGACGGACUCCCGGUGCAUGAGAAAAUGAUCAAGGACGAGAUACGGACAGAGUCCUAUUUGAACGCGAUGGAGGACAACCCACAUUUAUUCAAGGACAAAAUUGUCCUUGACAUCGGCACCGGGACUGGAAUCUUGAGCAUGUUCGCUGUCCGAGCGGGAGCGAAGCAUGUCUAUGCCAUAGAUGUCUCGAAUAUGAUUGACAACGCACGCAAGAUGGCGGAGGUGAAUAAUAUGUCUCACAAGAUUACCUUCAUUAAGGCUAGAGUGGAAGAAGCCAAGCUUCCAAUGGUCGACAUCAUCGUGUCGGAAUGGAUGGGCUUUUGCUUGCUCAGCGAGAUCAUGCUAGAUUGUCUGCUUUACGCAAGAGACAAAUUUCUUGUUCCAGGUGGGCUCGUGUUCCCUGACAAAACUUCGCUGCAUAUUGCAGGAAUUGAGGAUGGGGAGAGGAUGAGUGGCAAGGUAGACUAUUGGAACAACGUCUACGGUCUAGAUUUCAGCCCCGUCAAACCAGCAGCGAUCAGCAAAGGAUUUCUCAGAACGCCAGACUCCAGUGCUGUGAUCACAAAAGCCACCUGUGUCCUCGAUCUUGAUCUUCAGACAGUCCAAAUCUCGGACUCCACUCUUAAAUCCCUUCCUUUCCAACUCGCAGCAAAUCGAGAUGACACCGUGCAUGCAUUCCUUGCCUGGUUCGACUACGAGUUCACCGCUGGUCUUGAACCAGUGUGGGUCUCUACCGGGCCAUUUUCGCCACCUACUCAUUGGAAGCAGACCGUGUUCUAUCUUGAGAAGCCGGUGAAAAUGAGGAAGGGUGACGCUAUCACGGGUGAGGUUUCAUUUGAGCAGUACCAGAGAGAUCUCAAUGUGAGAUUCUCCUACAAAUAUGAGUCGAGCUCAGCAAACGGUGUGAAUGAAACCAACGGCUUCAAUGGAAUGAAUGCUGUCAGUGGGUUUGGCCUUUAUAAGGUGGACGCGGUAGAAUAAAUGCUUCGCACCAAAUAUUAGUGCUAACGCGCAAAUUCAAGUUUGUCAAAGCCAUGUCUUUAGAAAAGGGGUGCUAUGUGCAAAGGAGGAUUUAUGGGACUAGUCUGCUGGGCCUUCUAUUUAUUUAAUAGAAACCUCAAGUCCUUCAAUACAGAAGUACACAUGGC
This is a messenger RNA of Hyaloscypha bicolor E, 1357 nucleotides long. RefSeq names its product S-adenosyl-L-methionine-dependent methyltransferase. Gene Ontology annotation, molecular function: protein-arginine N-methyltransferase activity. The record is from RefSeq and is a predicted model, not a curated record. Gene Ontology annotation, cellular component: nucleus. NCBI's taxonomy places the organism in Eukaryota, Fungi, Ascomycota, Leotiomycetes, Helotiales, Hyaloscyphaceae. Gene Ontology annotation, biological process: peptidyl-arginine methylation. The coding region runs from base 153 to 1190 and encodes 345 amino acids. The transcript is spliced from 4 exons.